CGACUCCCGCUCUGGCACCCACAACAUGUACAAGGAAUUCCGAGAGCUAUCCCGAGUUGAUGCUGCCCAGGCCUGCUACCAAGACAUGGCCUCCCGUCACCGUGCUCGAUUCCGCUCCAUCCAGAUUCUCCGAAUUGCCGAGAUCGAGAAGGCCUCUGAUGUCCGACGUCCCAACAUCAAGCAACUCCUUGUUCCCAAGCUUCGAUUCCCAUUGCCUCACCGCGUCGUCAAGUACCGAAGCAAAUUCCUUGCCACAAGACCCUCAACUUUUUACUAA
This is a messenger RNA of Puccinia graminis f. sp. tritici CRL 75-36-700-3, 277 nucleotides long. Its product is annotated as ribosomal 60S subunit protein L20. Gene Ontology annotation, biological process: translation. The coding region runs from base 26 to 277 and encodes 83 amino acids. Gene Ontology annotation, molecular function: structural constituent of ribosome. Gene Ontology annotation, cellular component: ribosome; cytosolic large ribosomal subunit. The transcript has 2 exons. NCBI's taxonomy places the organism in Eukaryota, Fungi, Basidiomycota, Pucciniomycetes, Pucciniales, Pucciniaceae. The record is from RefSeq and is a predicted model, not a curated record.